AUGGCAGGCAAAAUGUUGGCAAAUUUAAAAAUUGGAUUUCUCGGCGCAGGUCGAAUGUCUCAGGCUUUGGUUCGUAGUUUGAUUGAACGUAAUGUUGUUUCGUCGAAAGAUCAAAUCAUGGCGAGUGAUGUCGAUGAGAACCAACGACGAAUCGUCACUUCUCAACUAGGUAUUAAAACAACAGAUGACAAUCGGCAAGUUGUCAAUAAAAGUGAUCUUCUCAUACUGGCUGUUAAACCCAAAGAUGUUGAAGGUGUUCUGAAAGAUAUAAACGAAUCAUUGCUUCCAGAAAACCAUUUACUCGUCUCAAUUGCUGCCGGUAUUCGCACAACAACGAUCGAACAAGCAUUGAAAUCGAAAAGUCGUGUCAUACGUGUCAUGCCUAAUGUUGCUUGUUUAGUUAACGCCAGUUGUAGUGUUUAUUCUGCAGGACAAUCAGCAACUGCAAGUGAUCGAUCGAUGGUAAAUCAAAUAUUUGCUUCCAUCGGUUCAUGUGAAGGCGAAAUCGAAGAAAAUUUACUUAAUGUUGUCACUGCAUUAAGUGGUAGUGGACCAGCGUAUUUUUCUGUUAUAGCUGAAGCGCUUGCUGAUGGUGCAAUGAGUUUGCAAAAAGAACCAUGGGGAGAAUCACUUUUUGACGUAUGUCGUUCGCCUAAAACUUGUUGUUUCGCUACAUGCUGUCCCGAAUGUGUAUUUGGUUACAAUGCUGCUAAUGUAACUGAUGGUUCUUGUUAUGGAUAUUGUUGUGCAUAUCUGGUAUUGAUGCCAUGCGGCUUAUGUGGAAUUGUGCAUAUGCCAAUACGCACUAAAUUACGUGAGAAAUACAAUCUUCAAGAAGAGCCCAGUGAUUGUCUUGCGGGUUAUUUAUUUUCGUUCUGUGCUAUUUGCCAAGAAGCGCGUGAGAUAGAAUCUCAGGGUCAAUCAUCCAACACCAGAAUUAAAACAACGCAACCGUUUAACAGUUCAGUCAGCAAUGCUGAUAGCGAACUAACAGGAGAAAGUGAAGCUUCACAAACAUGA
Messenger RNA from Adineta ricciae, 1020 nucleotides. NCBI's taxonomy places the organism in Eukaryota, Metazoa, Rotifera, Eurotatoria, Adinetida, Adinetidae. The record is from the annotation of a GenBank genome assembly.